AUUCGUUCAUACAUAUAACUAACAAAAUGGUCUGCUCCGCUUCCGAAUGUGUCUGUGCUAAGAAAUCCACCUGCUCCUGUGGUGCUCAACCAGCUUUAAAGUGCACCUGUGAAAAGGCUGCUGUUGAAAAUGUUGUUCCAGAAUCCACUGCUGCUUGUGCCUGUGGUAUGAGAAACAAGGACAACUGCACCUGUGGUGUCAACGCUGUCUGCGAUGGUGCCAGAGAAGGAGAAACCGACUUCACCAACUUGUAAGCCAGACUACCAGAGUAUUAGUGGACUACUACUACACUACUGGGGCUGAAGAGUUCUACAAAAUUUGACAUUUUUCGUAUUUAUCAUCUCAAGAGCAUAAUGGACACCAGCGGGUGAAAGAGCCUGGUUUGGCUGACUGUUGCCUUCAAUUGUAUACUAGCGUCUAGCAUUUAAUAACAUAAUAAUAGCCUUAAAUAGGAAUGGACUUUGACUAGC
Molecule: messenger RNA, 470 nt
Organism: Scheffersomyces stipitis CBS 6054
Lineage: Eukaryota; Fungi; Ascomycota; Pichiomycetes; Serinales; Debaryomycetaceae
Product: Crd2p
Exons: 1
Coding region: 27-254 (75 amino acids)
Source: RefSeq, a predicted model, not a curated record